Molecule: messenger RNA, 2723 nt
Organism: Phlebotomus argentipes
Lineage: Eukaryota; Metazoa; Arthropoda; Insecta; Diptera; Psychodidae
Exons: 10
Coding region: 509-2503 (664 amino acids)
Biological process (GO): nucleoside metabolic process; regulation of apoptotic process
Molecular function (GO): catalytic activity; protein binding
Source: RefSeq, a predicted model, not a curated record
UGCAAGCGCUGAAUGAUAUCACGGGCUGACGUCAUGUGCAUAAAUAUAGUGGUGGCGAGCUGAGAGUCCGUCGAUAAGAGAGUGGGAUAGAUGGUGGGAGAUUUCGUGCACAAAACACGUCAACCUUCCGUCGUCGUCGUUGGAGUAAAAACGAAGCCCGCAGUUUCGAAUGGUUGCUCGUGUGAAAGACUAUCGCGGUCAAUUUACUGAAUAGUUCAAGUGGAUAUUUAUAGAAGUGCCACUGCUUUGGAUACCAUCGCCCUCACGCAAGACGACUGGACAAUACGCACAGUGAAUCUUGCUGCAGGAUUCAGAGGAAGAACUGUGAAGGGAUUUCCCCGCUCUUUUUGCUGUGUUUUUGUGCGUUAAUCGUUCCGGAAGGGCGAGAAAAUAGUGCGAGUGGAUGUGAAAAAGUGAGAGUUUCCUGCAUUGGCAGCCAACGAGGAGGAACAAACAAGUUUGAAGAAGGCUGGCAUUUUGGAAUUGAAGAGUGAGUGAGAGAGACACAAUGUCGACCCCAAAAGUUCCACCACCGCCGCCACCGAAGCCGUCAAAUCACAGAGGCAAUGAUUCAGUGGCGAGCCACCAGCACAGUGAGGAACAACAGAGGAACGGAGCCACAGACAAGCCAUUGCGACAGGAGCAAGUGGUGAUGACGCCAAAGGGCAAGACCACCAACUCCACAGUGAUCCUCAUUGAGAGGAAGCUGGUGGAGGAGAUCAGCGAGCGAGUCCACGUGGCUGGAGGUGAUCACAAGGGGAUCAUCAUCAACAAAGAUACCAUAAAAGAUCAAAAGUCACGGAUUGUGCCUGCCCAGCUGUGCCUGGAAUUCCGGGUGUUUCUAGUCAGCGCCAACACAGGUCAACACUCUCAGGAGUCACGCACGCUGCGAUUCUGGUUCCGGGAGUGGUUGGAUGAUGGUGAGAGGCAAGCUCAGGUGGCCCAGGAUUUCUUCCGCGAACUCGUGACGCCCAAAGAGUUUCCCCGCGACUACGUGGGCUUCAUCAAGAAGAUUAUGAAGCAACUGCAGAAGGGCUAUGACGAGAUACAGGCCUUGGAGGUGGAGCUGAAGAUACUCGAGACAACUUCAGCACCUCCAUCGAGACCACCGCGACCCGGUUAUUUGAUAUUUUGCUAUGGUGACUGCAAUAGAAAAUUGCACAGCCGCUUAUCAUCCAGUGCAGUGUCAAUUGAAGACACCCAAUUUGAAGUGAUACCACUGACGCCCGAGAAAGUUCUGGAGCUCAUUGAACAGGCGUACCCUAAUCCAAUAACUGCUGAGGAUUUGGCACGGGACAAUGGUUGGAGUGAGGAAGAAGUACAACAAGUGCUCAUUUCACUGCAGAAUCGUGGACUGGUGAAGUCAAUGGAGUACAACUCCUUCACACGAAUUCACCACGAGGACAAGGAUAUUAAGGUGGUAAAGCAGAUGCCCACAAUUGCAUCAAACAAACAGCCGACAAUUGCCAUAAUCACAGCUCAAUAUUGUGAGAAAUUGGCCGUUGAUGCUAUGUUGGAGAACAAGGAGACGUUUGUACGAUACACAACAGUGGGAACAUCAGCUGAGAAAGAUGUGAAUGGGUUAGAGAGGAGGAGGCAAAAGAAGAAGCGUUUUGGCGAGUCAAAUGUGUACACGCUGGGCAACAUUGGCGCCCACCGGAUUGUCAGUACAAAGCUGCCCAGCGUGGGGAGCAGCAGGGAGGCGAUGACAGCCACGGGAAAUACCACGACUCGUCUCCUGGGCACAUUCCAGAAGGUGGACUACGUAUUCAUCGUGGGAGUGGCUGGCGGUGUGCCGCACUACACGGACUUCAGGAAGCAUGUGCGCCUUGGGGACGUUGUUGUCUCACAUCCUGACAUCAAGAGGAAUUCUGUGCUCGAGAAUGGUCACUCAAAUCCCUGGGGAGAUGAUCAGUUCGUGUACGUGUACAACAGCCGUGUCCGCGAGGUGAAGACCUACUUUCCGGUCAAUCCGUGCCUCCAGCAGAUUGCCAAGUACCUGCAGAUGCAACAUGUGAAGAAGCCGUGGGAGACCUACCUGAAAGAUGGCCUGAGGCACCUGCAGGAGCGCACAACUAACGAUUUCACCCGUCCCGCUGCAAACACCGACAAGCUAUACAUGAACAUUGGGAAUCGGGAUGUUAUUGAGGUGGCGCAUCCACAGCAGAACCCCCAGGAUGCACAGGGGGAUGCCACGGAUGCUGGAGGGCCACUCACGCGUGUUCACCUAGGCCCCAUUGGCUCAGGCAGUGACCAGAUAAAAUCAGAUACACUGCGAACAGAGUUCUCUAAAACUUUCGGCCUUCUGGCAACAGACAUUGAGAUGAGCUCUGUGUUGGACAGCAUCAUUGGCAACUGUCGCGACAGUUUCAUCCUUGUCAAAGGCAUAUCGGACUACAAGGAUGGCACAACGACGAAGAAGUGGCAGAAUUACGCUUCCCUCGCUGCUGCUGCCGUGAUGAAGAGCAUCAUCUGUGCCAUGGAUGCCCCCACGAACGUGUAGACCGGACAAGAAUCCCCUAGAGAGUGUGUGUGUGUGUGAUUAAGGAUUACCAAAAGAAGGUCGAGCAGAAGAGGAGUUUGUACUUUUGUGCUAUUUUUUCACUUGUUGUAGUCACUUGAAAUAUUUAUUUUACUAUCGAAUAGUUAUAAUUCCCUCACAUUAAUCCACUGAGAACUUGAAUUUUGACAUCACUCUGAAAUAUUAAAUAAAGUAUCUGUGC